AUGGAUAAAUUCAGACGAGUUAUGAAUUUUAUUGGUAAGGUAAACCUAUUCGAUGAUGGAAGAGAUGUGCCUCUCAUCGAUCAACUACUUGCCACACGAAUAUUUCUCUCUCUUUUCACUACAACUCUCACUAUUAUCAUUCUUUUUGCUACUUUUACUCUUCGAACUAAUUCUGUUACAGUUCAUUCACCAUCUCAAAGUGAUUUUGAACAAUUAAUUGAAAAAUAUCCAAGUACAUUAGUAUGUCCAUGUUCGCAAACCUGGAUACGUUAUGAUCGAUUUCUUUCAUUCAAUCCACAAUAUCAUCCCAUAUGUACAAGUCAAUUUAUUAAUCAAUCAUUCAUUUCAUCGAUAUCUAAUAUUAAUAUAAGCAAUUACUAUGAGUAUGAUUAUCGUAUUAUUGCAUCAUCACAAUUUCAAAUUCUUGAGACACUUUGUCACACUAGUCAGCAAAUGGUUUCUGAUUCGUUAAAUGAACUCUUCUCUCAAUAUCUGACUACAACUCAAGUUAUAUCCAAUGAAAUAUUCAAUGCUCAGCUGGAUUAUUUUAUCGAACAGUUGAAAUCUAAAAGUAUUAAUGAACAAGAACAUACGAGUGAUUUUCUCCACCUAAGUGUUUCUCAAAACGCGAUUUAUUCCGCACUUCAAACUAAUUAUGUAGUCAUAUUUCGACCUGAAAAAUCAAAGUUUUACUACGCUGCAAUUACCUACAAAUUGUAUAACGUCACCUGCGCUUGUAGUCUGAAUCCAAAUUGCUAUAAACAAGCGAGCAUUUAUCAACUGAAAAAUUUUCAAAUCAUCUACGAUUCUGCUAGUUUGCAAUACUUAAUUAUUUACUCUGCAAAGGUGCUUUUGACUGUUCCUGGUAUACAAAUAGGCUGUUUGCCAUAUAAUUCAUUACUUCAGUCAACGCUUGAAUGUUUCUACAAUCAAUCAUGUAUUGCUCAAAUUCAAAUGUAUAUCUCUGCUUUCUCGUUGGUUUUACCGCUUGCACAAUCGCGUUAUUCACAAAAUACAACUGUUAACGAUCUUCUUAGUGAAUUCUUCAUCGAAUCAUGGAAUGAAAUGAGAAAUUUCACAGCUUAUUUUCAUGUUUGUGCUCCACGAUCUUGUACCUAUUCGUACGAUCGACGAUUUAACCUUCUAUAUGUGAUUGUCACAUUGAUUGGUAUUUUUGGUGGUUUAAAAAUGACUUUAUAUUUUUCUACGCCAUUUGUCGUCAAAGUCAUUCGACAAAUCGAAACGAAGAGCUAUUGUUCGAAAAGACCCGAUUCAAUCGAAAAUGAAUCACAUUCACAGCAAAAUCUACGAGAUCGUUUGAUGCAUUUAAUGUCUCAAAUCAAGAUCAAACUCAUGACAUUGAAUCUUUUCCCGACGUUCGCCAAUAUUAAAGACGGGAUUUAUUCCACGCGUAUUUAUCUUCUCUGUCUUCUCAUUGGAAUGAUUAUUUUAAUAUUUUACACAUCAAUAUCAAUUCAAACGCGAAACAUUACAAUCUAUCAUCCAGAAUUAAAUGAAUAUGACUAUUUGUAUGCUCAAUAUUCAUCAACAUUAAAGUGUCCAUGUUCUCGUCUCUCAGCGCCAUAUUCAUCAAUUACUCACCUAGAACCGGAAUAUCAUCAAGUGUGUUCAAGCGAUUUUGUCAAAAGUGAUGUUUGGCUGUUGUAUUUUGUUCGAGAGAGUGGUGUAUUGAGAGCCUACGAUUUUCGCAGCAUUGGUUUAAGGAUGUUUACUCUUCUUCAAACAUUUUGUCAGAUGGCAAAUGAAACAGUGAGAAAUCAAUUAGAUAUAUUCAAUGACGUGCAGUUUGUUACUGCAUAUGUUCUAUCAAGAAAUACAUUUAACACUCAAAUCUCAACUCUCAUACAACAGUUUCAACAACAGACUGUGAAUUCUUUUCUCAGUAUAUUUCAACUGGUUCGCACUUCAAUUCAGAUGAAUCAAUUUAUGGUUGGCAGUGGCACAAAUGCUGGCUUGAUCGUAUUUAACAGAAGUCAUGAUUCGAUAUUUCGUUUUAUACCAAAUAGUGCAUUUGACAAUGAAUGUUCAUGCGGCGAAAGUAGUUCUUGUACGUAUCCAUUAGGUUUUUAUUGUAUUUCAGGUCAAUGUAACCAGAAUUCAUUAACACCGCCAAAGCAAAUCAUUCCUGGCCUUGUGCUGGGCUGUUUACCAGUUGAUUCCCUUCUUUUAUCUUCACUUGAGUGCUUUUACAAUGCAACUUGUAUUCAAAUGGUCCUACAAUGGCGUUUGUUUGGAUUAAAUAUUAGUUCAUCAUAUUCAAGUUUAAGUAACGUCACUCCUCUCGAUUCAAUAGUUCAGAGCCGCUUUUCACCUGAGACAAAAUUGGAAAAUGUUGUUUCCCAACUAUUUAUUGAAGAUUGGACAAACACAAGUAAUUUCAGUUCGUAUUAUCAUCAAUGUGCACCGAAUGAAUGUACCUAUACUUAUGAAGGACGUUUUAAUCGAGCGUUCAUUAUUGCAACAGCACUUGGUACUAUUGGUGGUCUUUCUGUAGCUCUUCAAAUCUUCAUUCCUUUUUCUAUAAUUCUAUUUCGACGUAUGCGUCCCUGCGGUUUUCGACAUUCAACUCAAACUGCAAGGAAGAACGUAGAUAAAACAACUAUCCAUGAAAAGUAUUUGUUCUCUAUCGGUUACAUUCGGCAAUACUUUCAUACAUUGAAUUUGUAUAAAAAAAACGAUGAAAGCCAUCCUGACGAUCAGCUGGAGCAACGCUGCCGAACAGCUACUCGGUUUUAUAUUGUACUUUUCCUCAUUUCUCUUAUGACAGUUAUCACAUUUACUAUUUUCAAUUCACAAAUCAACACUGUAACAGUACUAUUUCCAUCAAAUGAAACGUUUCAUCUGCUUCAGACUCAGUACGAGUCAACCCUUUCAUGUCCAUGUUCACAAAUUCGAGUUCCAUAUUCAAAAUUUCUCACGAUUAAACCAAAUGAAUAUCAUCAAAUAUGUUCAAGUUAUUUCGUUUCUUCUGAUUUCAUCAGCAUGCUUUGGGGUCAGAACGACCCUGUCUAUUAUUCUCUCAGUAUCGAUGAUAAAAUCUUAAGUACAGAAUUUCGUCUUUUAUCAGCAUUAUGUUCUCUUGCAAAAGAUAUAACAGAACAAAAACUACAAAUCUUGUUUUCUCAAGAAUUAAUCACUGUGCAAACAUUGUCACAAGAAUCAUUUCAAAAUCAACUUGAUUCGAUCAUCAAUACUUUCGUUGUUGAAUCACCAACAAAUUUUCGACGAACCUAUCAAUAUAUUAAUGAUAUACUUUAUGGGAACCAAUUGCAAAGUAUAUUUCUGACAAAUUGGAAUUUAAGAACACCGGCUCAAGACAUUCAAUACCGGAUAGAAGGAAAUCCGGUAAUAGGAAAUGAUGAAAAUGGGCAACUAUGUUCAUGCGAUACUCAACCAACAUGUACACAAUCUGUUUUGACCAAUGCCUUCAAAAAAGGAACAUUUGCUGGUCUUGUUCGAGGUUGUUUACCUGUUCAUGGUCUUCGCUUAUCAACCCUUGAAUGUUUUUAUCAACAAACAUGUUUAUCAAAACUGGCUAUCUUUGUCAAUAGUCCAUAUAUUCCAUCACCUUUGAACAGAUCGAUUCCAACUCGUUUUACACCCGUUUCAUCAACAAAAAUAGGUACAAUCAUUGAUGAAUUAUUCAUUGAAUCCUGGCAUAACACGACUAAUUAUUCGAAUUAUUAUUCGACGUGUGCACCAUCAACAUGUCGAUAUUCUUAUAUGGAAAGGAACAAUGCUCUUUAUAUGUUAACUACUUUUCUUGGUUUAUACGGUGGAUUAACUGAAGGAUUAAAGUUUCUUGUGUGGUAUGGCUUAUGUUUAUAUUGGAAAAUUCGUCAAUGGUUACGUCAGCGACAGGAUAUAGUAGCACCAUCUUGA
Adineta ricciae is the source of this 3903-nucleotide messenger RNA. Lineage: Eukaryota; Metazoa; Rotifera; Eurotatoria; Adinetida; Adinetidae. The record is from the annotation of a GenBank genome assembly.